This is a messenger RNA of Xenopus tropicalis (tropical clawed frog), 3202 nucleotides long. Its product is annotated as thrombomodulin. The coding region runs from base 119 to 1681 and encodes 520 amino acids. Lineage: Eukaryota; Metazoa; Chordata; Amphibia; Anura; Pipidae. The record is from RefSeq and is a predicted model, not a curated record. Gene Ontology annotation, molecular function: calcium ion binding; carbohydrate binding. The transcript has a single exon. Gene Ontology annotation, cellular component: membrane.
UUGAGAGAUGACACAGAGCUCAGAGAGCAGAGAUCCCAGGAUCCCGGUGCUGCCACUGCUGCCUAGAGCCUUCCACGUGCCACUACCCUGCUGCACUUCUCUCCCUGUGCACUGACAGAUGAUGAGGCGACUUCUGCAGACCGUUUUGUGGGUGCUGCUCUCAGCUCAGUUGGGGAUUUUAUCACUGGCCGACCAGAACCUGCCAAACUUUACUUGCAUCGGCCAAUCCUGUUAUGUUGGCUUCUGGAACAGCAAGCGGUACAAUAAGGCAGAGAGAAAGUGCAGGGAGUUGGGGGGGCAUCUGAUGGCCGUGAGAAGCUCUGUUGAAGCUGAAGUUGUUGAGAUGCUCAUGGGCGAAUCAGGCGAUAAGGUGGCCAGAGUGUGGAUAGGGCUGGAGCUGAGAGGACAGUGCACAGACAUCUCCCUGCCCCUGAGAGGGUUUCAGUGGGUGACAGGUGAGAGUGACACCAAUUAUUCCAACUGGAAGAGCAAUGAGAGAAAAUGUGGGGAUCAGUGUGUGGUUGUUCACAAGGACCUGUCCUGGGAAGAAGCUCUUUGCGAUUCCAAAACAGAUGGAAAUUUGUGUGAGAUCCCUUACUCUACUUCAUGCCAGCCCAUGAAUUUUCCCCAAGGAUUAGAUGUCACCUACGAAACACCCCUGGGCAUGGCAGGCCCAGGAAUCACUUUCCUUCCCCCUGACACCAAGGCAGUAAUACCCAGUGCCCACCUUUCACUAGUUUGUAAAGAUCAAGGUGAUGGAGAGAUGAAAUGGACUUCUGAAGAUGAUGGGGCUUGGAAUUGCAUGAUUGAAAAUGGGGGGUGUUCUUUUAUUUGUAAUGGGGAUACUGAGGGCUCAAGGUGUGAGUGUGGCCCAAACACGAUCCUUAGUGAUGAUGGCAGGAGCUGUAUCCCCCUACCAAGUAGUCUGCAGUGUAACCCUGACCAGCCUAAUGGCACCUGUGUGUGUGCUGAGGGCUUCACCUCGUCAGAGGAUGGGAGGACAUGCCAAGAUAUUGAUGAUUGUGCUCUCAUCCCUAACCCUUGUGAUCAGGUUUGCACCAACACAGACGGGAGCUUUAUAUGCACCUGCCUUCCUGGCUUUGUGAUGGCCGAUGGACAAUGCAAAGACAUCAUUGAAUGUGAUAAUGAAACCAUUUGCGAGCAGAAAUGCGAAAAUUUCCCUGGGGGUUUCAGCUGUGUCUGUGGUAAAGGCUACAUCAUUGACGAGAAAAAUCCAAGGAGAUGCAAGCCAAUAUGCAACACCACCAUCUGCCCUGCUUUCUGCCAUAACGGAUGCAGCUGCCCUGAAGGAUAUGUUCUGGACACAGAAGAAGAGCUUAAACCUGUGUGUAGAGAUAUUGAUGAAUGUGAAAAUGGAUUUUGCAAAGACUUGUGCAAGAAUUUGCCUGGCAGCUAUGCCUGCUAUUCAGAUGAAGGCAUUACAACAACACCAAUUCCACCAUUUAAACCAACUUCACCUAGGGAUGACCAUUCUGUUCAGCAGCCCAUUAUCGCUUUUGGCAUCUGUGUGGGCAUCCUGUCCAUUCUCAUUGUCCUUAUAGCCAUCAUUUGCCACCUGGUGAGGAAGCACCACAUGGACCAAGCGGCACUAGACUAUAAGAACCCAGAGAAAGGUGUGGUGCUCCAGCAGGUGAAAACAACAUCUUCAAUGAAAUUAUAGCGACUGUGCCUUGUCACAAUGUAAUAUCUUACACCCUCCCCCCAAACACCUUCCCUGUCUCGGUUAGAGACACAGGGAUAAUGGCAAGCAGAUGGAUACAGCUAACAGCUGGAUAAAGUUUAUGCUCCAGAUCAGGUAUCCAAACACUAUGUGGCUAGCAACAUUGGCUGCCAGGGUUCACUCAUUAUUUGUGUAAUUACUUGAGUGCAAGGCCAAGCAGGUGCCUAACCAUAUUGUAAAUAAAAAAAUCAAAGAAUUUUAGUCUGUUAGAUCUCAUUGGCAUUAAACAUCACAACACAAUGCCAAUGAAAUCUGCCCAGUGAGUUUAGUUUAAUGAGCCAGUAACCCUAAAGCGACAUGUUAUAUUCACUUAGUUUUCUUUUCCCAUAUAGCAGGGCUUACAAACCUAAGCUGAAAAAGAAUAUGAUUUGAAGUUACCGAGGACACAGGAGUUGUCUUUUUAUUUUACAGGUACAGGAUAGCAAUAACUGUCUUGUCAUAUUCAAUGCAUUAUUUUUAUGUCUUGGUCUUACUUGUCCUUUAACAUCACUGUCUGCUGCUGUGGGCUCUGAACAUGCAAAAGUGUUGUGCAAAUGCUCUGUUUGUAGCAAACACACACAUUGAGGGGUAUAACAUGUUGUUCUCUCAUCUAAAGGUAUGUACUAUCAUAUGUUGCUGUCAUCAUGUCUUUAAUGGAUCUACUGGGAGCUAUAAUCCAAUCCUUUUCUGACAGCCAGGCCAGAGAUAGAACUGAUGUUACAACAGCAGACUUUGUGCACAUACAGAUGGAGCACUGGUUUUCUAAAUAAUAUAUCAGGAUUUCCCAAACAGUUCCUAUGGGUUUACAUCAUUAAACGGCUUCAAGUAUGCUGAACACUUUCCAGAUGAUAAUGCCAAAAUUUGGUAUAUGUAAGGGAAUAUAUAUAUAUAUAGAAAGAGAGAGAGAGAGAGAUUUCUUUAAUUUGGAAUAAAUAUGUUAUACUGCUUGUUACAUCCUUAUCUGAACUACUGAGUAUUAUCAAUGGCCUUAAAAAUCAAAGAAAGUUGUGGGAGAUUGUCUAAAGUAAAAACCUUUUUAUAUAACUGCCUAUUUUAAGCUUUACUGUUCCUUUAAGAUUCUAGAUUCAAGACACGGAACCCUUUGCAUUACUGAGCACCCCACGAGUUCUGAGUUCUGUUUUCAGUGCAGCAGGUUCAAAUAAGCUUAUGCACUAAAUGUAUAUAACAAGCAGUCGCCCUGUGUGUAUGGUGUGUAAACAAGGCUAUAGCAGCUCUACUGAAAUACAAUGUAAGGGAAAUAUAUAAAUGGAGAGAACAGGGGGCAUUUUUACCAGCCGCCCCAGGUACACUCGGAAUUCAGAGAACAGAGCUCGCACUGAGUUAAAAUGCCUGUGGAGGAAAGAGUAAACUGUAAAUUGUAAUGUUACAUGGUGUUACAUUGAUUUGUGAAUAGUUAUUUAUUUUUUAAGGACAAACAUGUACAGAUACUUUUCAUAAUUAAACUAUAUUUUAAGAAGAAAA